CCCAGCAGUGACGUUAGACGAGGCUACCACGAACACAAAGACAACAACAAAGACGGACGGAGGAAAAGGAAAGCUUUAGUGAUCGCUGCUGCUGGAUACCUGACAACAUCACUCCUUGACCAUUACACAAGCACACUAGAAAGAGGACAACCGUUUCAUGAUAUGAAAAACAUUACCAUCAAGCACACAAGUCAAUAUAUGUCAAGAUUCGCUCUGAGCAGAUUCGUUUCAGGUGGCGUAGUUUCCUCGUGGUUGCUGUGUGGAGCCUGCCGCCACACACCCACUCCUCAACAACGACGGCUUUUGCUUGCAUCUUCCAGUGCUUCUUCUGUCAGCAAGUUCAGCAGAGCUGCUGCUCGUCCGCCGCUAGCCCGGACGCCGCAGCCCCCGGCACAUCAGCCAAUCACAGCCCAGAGCCCCGCCCAUGUGACAUGGUGAAGAUGACCAAGUCGAAGACGUUUCAGGCCUACCUGCCCUCGUGUCAUCGCACCUACAGCUGUAUACACUGUCGGGCACACCUGGCCAACCACGACGAACUCAUCUCUAAGUCAUUCCAAGGAAGCCAGGGGAGAGCCUACCUCUUUAACUCUGUUGUGAAUGUGGGCUGCGGGCCGGCCGAGGAGCGGGUUCUCCUAACAGGUCUACAUGCCGUCGCUGACAUCUACUGUGAAAACUGUAAAACCACUCUGGGAUGGAAAUAUGAACAUGCAUUUGAGAGCAGUCAGAAGUACAAGGAGGGGAAGUUCAUCAUCGAGCUGGCUCACAUGAUUAAAGACAAUGGCUGGGAGUGACAUCACUUCCUGUCUCUGGCCCUUUAAUGACCUCUGACCUAUCAGAGCUCUGGAUCUAUCAGACUUCACAGAGCGACAACCAAUCACCAUCAACCACCCACCGUGCCGCCCCCCUCCUAACACAUACACAAACACACCCACACACACACAGUCCCUGCUGGUUGUGAAACUGAACAUGAUGCUGUUGAACUGGAGAGACGACUAGCCUAUUGGAGGUUGGACCUUCAGUGAAGACCAUGUGAUCUCACCAGCCAAUGACAGAGAGCAGGACUUGAAUUGGCUCCUCCUUCAUCAACCAGGCCCCACCCACCUCACUGGCGUUGGCACUUAGUUACACGGCUGCCAUGGCGAUGUGAGAGAGAGGAUAACAUGAUAACGUUCUACUACCCUCUUCCUCCUCUGACCCGGGAGGAAGAGGAGGUGUUGCAGGAAGGAAGGGGACAGGGUGGCACAGUGGGGGGGGGUGGGGGGUUCUCCUUGUGUUUUAAUCUUUGAUUUAUUCGUGAAUAUAUAUUUUUUUCAAUAUUUUUUUUCCAGUCUUUGAUCUUUAAUGAUGACUUCACUGUGUGGGACGUCCCGGUAACACCCCAAAACGUACCCCGAGCAGAGAGGCGGGGAUAGAUUGAUAUUAUAUGUAGAUAGAUAUGUUUUAUCCAACAGCAUUGUGGCUGGCUCCAUAUAGCAACAGUACUAUUAGAUAAGGUUUACCAGAGGAGAUAGAGGGAGGACUAUGUUUCCCAAAUGGCGCUCUCUGCCUUGGUGCACUACCCUAUGGGCCCUGGUCUAAAGUAGAGCACUGUGUAGGGAAUAGGGUGCAAUUUGGGACACUGCCUAGAACAGGCUUGACAACCACAGAACACACCCACGCUUCAUAUUGUGUUACAACCUGAACUAAACUAACCAUCACACCCACGUAGUUCACAACCUGAACUAAACUAACCAUUACACCCACAUAGUUCACAACCCGAACUAAACUAACCAUGCACAUGUAUAGAGUGUAUUUAGAGAUAUGUGAUAUACAUUUGUAUGGACAUUUAUUCUCAUGCGUAUAUAUACAGGUAACUGCCAAAGUAAAGGAAACACCAACAUAUAGCGUCUCAAUAGGGCGUUGGGCCUCCACCAAUCAGAACAGCUUCAGUCCAUCUUGGCAUGAAUUCUACAAGUGUCUGGAACUCUAUUGGAGGGAUGAGACGCCAUUCUUCCAUGAGAAAUUCCAUCAUUUUGUGUUUUUUUGUUGAUGGUGGUGAAAAACGCUGUCUCAGGUGUCGCUCCAGAAUGUCCCGUAAGUAUUCGAUUGGGUUAAGAUCUGGUGACUGAGACGGCCACGACAUAUGGUUUUUCACCCUAAGCA
Molecule: messenger RNA, 2142 nt
Organism: Oncorhynchus tshawytscha (Chinook salmon)
Lineage: Eukaryota; Metazoa; Chordata; Actinopteri; Salmoniformes; Salmonidae
Gene: ypel1
Product: yippee-like 1
Exons: 5
Coding region: 432-791 (119 amino acids)
Source: RefSeq, a predicted model, not a curated record